Molecule: messenger RNA, 4654 nt
Organism: Maniola jurtina (meadow brown)
Lineage: Eukaryota; Metazoa; Arthropoda; Insecta; Lepidoptera; Nymphalidae
Product: CBP80/20-dependent translation initiation factor
Exons: 11
Coding region: 938-2434 (498 amino acids)
Biological process (GO): regulation of translational initiation
Cellular component (GO): cytosol
Molecular function (GO): RNA binding; protein binding; translation activator activity
Source: RefSeq, a predicted model, not a curated record
GUCGGGAAAGCUGCCGGAGCGUGGAGUGUGGAGUGCGCGCGCGGCGGCAGUCGGCACACCGCCCGGGCGGGCGCCACACGACCGGAGUCUGCGCAAGCGACAGGCGACGCGGCACUAAACAUUUCAGUGAAAUAAAAACGCGGAUCCGCCAACGAACACUGCACCACGCACGCGCAAGAUUCUGUGAAUCCAAUACGAGUAAACGAGUCUCGAGUGCAGAGAACGACGGCCGACGCACAACGAGAGAGCGAUAAAGGGGGUUCAAGGAGACCCCUUCAACGAAACGAAUCGAGAUAGGCGCUGAAUAAGUUCUCACUUUUCGGCCCCUCGACAUAAUUAAUAGUAAUCGCUCUGUCUGUCAGGCUAUAGCUCCUGCACCACUCUUGAAAAAGUCGAAAAACCUCGAAAACAGACCCCCUUUCCGUGGCCACGACUGGGGGCUUAGGAUUAAAAAAAUAUAUGCAUAUAUUAAUAAUCUGCAGUACAGAUCUCUAACGUGACGUCACAAUUAAAAAUUGUGAUAUAUUUAUUAACUGUAAUAAGCCUUGUUGUUUGUGUAUUUCGCAUUUUGUACAUUGCCUGUGUAUAAAAGGAAAAUUGUUGUUUUUUUAUUAAUCAAUUCUUUUUUUUAAUUAAUUAGUGUAAAUAUUUUUUUUUAACCAAAAUAAUAUCGACAUAUUAUUGUAACUAUUCAUUAAUCUAAAACUAGUCAUUCAUCUAGUGUAUUUAUUUAAUUAUUAUAAUAUUUAAAGGAAAGAAGAUAGACAAUCUAUUAAUUAAUAUAAAAAAAUGUAUAAAAAAAACUUUUAAAGUUUUUAAUUAUUAUAAAAAAAGCUUACGUAGGGAUUGCCAAAGAGUAAAGAAAUCGUAAACCGUCCAGUCGAGUCGAGAAAGAAAAGUAUCGAUUGUAAAUAGUGGUGUUAUAAAAAUCGGCAAAAUGCAGACUCAGAUAGGGGUAGGGGAACUUCAGAGGAGCUACAGGGUGCAGGACUUUGCCACCCCCGGCGUUAUCAUGCGCGAACGGAGCUUCAUACGGCCACAGUCUCAUCACAAUAUGCAUCAUAACCAGUUUCCAAACAAUGGGAAACGGCGGAGUAUGAUCCUGACUAAUGCCAAAGGGAAACCGACGCUUGAAAUCUAUAGACCUCCAGUGAAGCAAUCGGUCGCGCAACCGGCGGCGUCGCCAGCCGUUCAGGUCGCGACUAUGUCGGUGUCGCCGGUUCCUGUCACUUCUGUUUCGGUUCCUGAAGUUACCACCACUGAAGCUAAGACGGAAACAUCAGGUGUCCGCACAGACGGCGUGGCGGCCGGAGCCGGCGGGGGCGGAGUCUCCAGCGCGCAGGGCUCUGCCAACAAGCUGAAUGUCCACGCGAAGGAGUUCACCAUGGCCAAGCCCGCUGACCUGCAUAAUAGGCCGGCGAUGGGCAUGGGCUAUGGGAGCGUAGGGCUGCAGCACUCGCGGUCGGCGGUGCUGCACGCGCAGGUGCCGCCGCACUACCGGCCCGUGAUGCCGCCGCACACACUGCUCACCAGCGCCUCGAGCGGCAACGUGCCGCACGCUGCGGCUGGACCACGCGUGCACUUCAAACUGCAUCCGCAGCAGAUCAUCAAUGAAAAGAAAAAAUCGCCGCCUUCCUCUCUGACAAACGGCAAUGGCAAAAACAUCAGGCCCCAGUCCUUUACGCCUGGUCUUAAACGCUCUAAGUCUCUCACCUCAGCUGAUACUCUUGCCAGUGGAAUGGCGGCACUAGGUCUGGCCGCCGAUGCCGGAGAUCUCGGCAAUUUUCCGCCAGAGAUCCAAGAGUGCAUUGACAAGGCACUGGAAGAUCCGAACGCGGUAUGCGCUCGCACGCUCAUGGACGCAGUGGGGCACCUGGUGUCUCGCGCCGUGGAGUCUCCUCGGUACGCGCUGCCGGCCGCGCGCCGUUGCAUCGCGGUGGUGGAGCGCGAGCAGACCGAGACCUUCCUCGAGUCGCUGCUCAACACGUGCCAGCAGUGGUACCACGACCGCGACAAGCUUCUAGGCACAAUAGUGGGCGGAGGAAGACCUCGCCUUAUGGCGUUCCUCUCGUUUCUGCUGGAAAUGUACUGCCAGCUGCGACGACGCGCGAUCCAACGUCGCGGUAACAGCGCGCCUGGGCAUGUGCUGUUGGCGCUUAUAUGCAAAUGCUGUGAAGACUGUAUCCGCCAACCGGUGCCUUCGCCUAGUGAUACGGAAAACCUGUUCUUCGUGCUGACAUACAUCGGCCGAGACCUGGAGACCCAGCUCCCUGGCGACCUUGAACGCCUGCUCUCAGCAGUACGAGAUGCCUUCAUCAACACAGCGGCCGCUCCCUCCAUCCGCCGCACCUUAUUGCAACUAAUAGAGCUGCACGCGUCACGCUGGCAGCUACCGGGUUGUGCCGUACUGUACUACUACCCCUCCUCCAAGUAGAGUCACGUUGUAUUCAUGAACAGACUGUUGUAGGUUUAUGGUCGUUUGGUAUUCUACCUGGCUUAAAACGAAGGUUCUCGGUUUAAAACGAAGGUUUUCAAUCGUUUUGCCAACAUUAAGGGGUUUUCCACAAUUUUCUUUGAUUGAUGUUAAUGUCGCAUCUGUGCUCAGUUCUCCCAUCUAAAUUAAAGGUCUAGAAGGUUCCAUAUCAACGCAUUUUUACAAAUGUUCGUCUCCUAGUCCUCUUGAAGAAACUUUUCUCAUGGUUCCCUCUUUAUUACUCUAGUUAACUUAGAACGAAAUUCCUCCAUCGAACAUCCUUUGCUGUUACUCUGUUGAAAUAAUAAUAUUACGAAGUGGUUGACAUAUCUAUAAUACGAGAUUAUAGUCAAAAAUUCUCGUAUCUAUACGAGAUUUUUAGACUUAGGUACUACGCAAAGCCAGAACCUUCGAGAACUUAAUCUACUAUGCUUUGCCGACAUUGAGGGUCACCACAGAGAUGUAAAAUAUUUCUUUAUCAAACAGUCUGUUCGUGAAAAUUAUAGGUCAUUUUAUAGAUCAAUCUAAGUAAUUGAUGUAACUUGUAACGUUAGACGAUUUAGGUAUGUUAUCAUUUUAAUUUUGAUAAUAACACCUAGGUAGUUAAUUGUUUUAUUUAAACUAAACCCUUAAUUGAUAUUAAUUAAAAUAUCGUAAAGAAUACGGGAAUUAAUAAAAUGCCUAGAUAUUUUAACUUUUAAAGAUGGUGACGGCUUUAUAUUUGUAUUCUUCGCCAAUUAAUAAGUGGUUUCUGUUGAAUUAAGUGAUUGAGUCUAAAGGUGCGUGCACAUCGGGCCAACGAGAAUAAUCAAAGUCAAGUCAAAGUUAGUCUUUUAUUCAAAAUUGGUACCAAUGUACAUUUUUUGACUUUCAAUCGUUGAAUUUGACAAAUGGCCUAUAACAAAACAUGCUCGACCUUCGAUCAUAAUAUUGCUCUGAUUUAAUGUUCAACUGCAGACAAUGAGUAACAUAUGAACGAGUUACGUUGGUCCUCGAAUCUGUCGCGUUGCAAUAUGUUCAAUAUUGACACGUGCAACACGUUGGACUGGUGUGGGCCCACAUUAUGAGGAUAAUUUUAUUUAUGCAACAAAAUUGUACAUGUCUUAUGUACAUUAUGAUGUUUUUAUUUAUUGUUUUAAAUAGAGAAAUUGCUUUGUUGUAAUAAUAAGUAAUUAAUUUGUUCGCUUGUAGAAUUUCCAGCGUUCAGCUACCUACCUAAAUAAUAACUACAGUUUCAAAAAGGUGUAUUUGAUACUUGUUUAAAAUUUAUUGAGGUUUAGUAUAAAGUAUUUUAAAAUAAAAUUGCCUAUUCACUAACUAACCUCAAAUAAUAGGUGUUCAUUGCCGUGUUUUAGUUUAGUCAAUAUUUUCUAUCUGGUGUUUCUACCUAGUUUUAUGUUAAUAGACCUGAAAUCAUUGUAAUGUAUUUUGUAAAAUUUUAUAGUGGCAAUUUAUAAGUUCCUAUACGCGUAUUAUAUUAUGACUAUCUAUCUAUAGAGCUGUAGUUAUAAUCUGUUCGUCAUAUUUUAAUAUUAAUAAAUGUAAUAGUUAAUAGGAGGAGGGGUGUAUUAAUAUAUUGUGUAUAAUGUUCAUGCAUGUUAGUGUAUUUCCGUGGCGUAACAGUGUAAGCAUCUAAAGUCCCUGAAAAAUUAUUUUGAGGCGCUUCGAGUACUACUCGACUACUUCUUAACUAGGUCAUAAGAAAUUAUCAGCUAAAAAAUUCGAAUAAUGUAUGAAGCAACUGACCAAAUGUUAACGAGGCCCUCGAGGCCCCCACUAAUCGGGGGCCAUGACCUUUUGCGCGCCAUGUCAAAGUUACGCCACUGGUGGAUUUAAUACCUAUACAGAGGUUACAAGCAUUUCUAGGCGAGAGUUUUGUUCCGUUUUGUUUUCAGUUGUGAAUAAUCGUUAUUUUCGUAGUGUCGCGUUAGUUUAUUACCUACUGUUAGAGGUCAGAAAAAUAAUUAUUUAUUUAGGCAAUGGUUGCCAUAAGCUCAUAUCAAGCGAAGCGAACACUGCGUUUUUUCCGCAUAGUCUCUGUUUUGAAGAUAGACCAAUCCCAAUUUACAAUCUCUCAGCAAAAAAUCGCAGUGUGUGCAAAGCUUUAGUAUUGUGCCUUAAAUAUGUGCAGAAGAAAAUUUACUUGUAUCUUUUAGUUAUUAAACUAACGUUAAAGUUUUG